GGAAGUGUGAGGAUGUCUCUAAUAUGUGACGUGAAUGUUGGAACACGGAAGUUCGAAAGAGAAAGUUCCAAGAACCGACAGACAGCUCUGCACUGAACCCGGUGUCCUGAUGGCUCUCUCACUGUGCUGAUAAUUCAGAAGAGCCCAUUUACGUGACUUUUAAACUAGGAUCUGGUUGGCACCCUCUUCAGUGGAUUGUCCUGAGGAUAUCUAUUUUCUAUCUUCACAUCCACGUAGAUCAACUCCCGUUUAAAUUCACAAUCUUCAAUAUCAGAGAUCCUGAAAAGACACAAAUUGUUCUCUGAUCUUAUGUGUCUUGUUUUGGGAAAAAGGACAGAAAACUCUGAAAUCUUAAAAUCUCACGACUAAACAUAUAGCACUGAAGGAGGAAUAAGGGGAAUGGAAAGGGGUGUUAUUUCCUUUAACUAGUGACCCCAAAUUGCUUAUUACAGUACAAUUUAAGGGUCUAAUGCUACUCAAGAACCUGUGCAUAAGGUUAUUACAAACAUGUUCCAAAGCCACGAUUCCAAUUCUCCAAAAGCAUUACGCAGCAUUCCAAUUCCAAUUUCUCGUCAGUCAUCCCAAUUUAUGUCCAAUCCGCUGGAAAUUAGCCAGACACCCACCAUGCCUUUUAAUCUAGACCAGAGAAAUCAAGGAUCAGAUUCCAAGGAAAUCGUUACCGCUCAUCCAGAAAAAAGUUUACCAUGGUCCAGCUCUGCAAGUGAUGUGGUCAGUACUUCUCAAAUUGAGAGUUCAGUUCCUGUACACUGUGGAAUAGAAACUGCCAAGUGUGAUGCUGAUGUGAAUAAAAAUAGUAGUAAGGAGUGCAAGCAACCCAGUAAACCUUUUCCUAGAAUGGAAACUGAAGUGACUGGGUCUCAUCAUACAGCUAGUGAGAAAAAAACAACGUUUGACACCACAUCUUGCACCACUGCAAAUGAAAAACAGUCACAACCUACUUGUAGUGUACUCCUGAGCAGUUCAUCUGAAUGCACUGCGUUCAACCAUGGUGCAGCUGAAGAUGUCCCUAUACCACCACUUUCUGCUCCUAUGUCAGACCCUCAGUUUUUUAGCUUUGUCAUUCUUCACGCUCCUGACGAUGUGGAAAAUGCUUCCAGGGUCUGUAACAUUUUACGUCAACUUGGUGCUGGAGAAGGCACAACAUUCUAUGAGCAUUUUGAAAUCCCUGGUCAGAAUCCAAUCAAUAGCAUGGAGGAGGCUAUCGAGAACUGUGCCUACAUCAUCCUGUUGUUUACAAAGUGUUUUGAAAACCAGUGGACAAAAUUCCAGUCAAACACUGCUCUCAUGAACUCUAUUAAUGACCCUAGGAAAUUUGGCACAGUUAUUCCUUUCCUGCCUAAAGAAGAUAGACUUGACAGACAUAAAAUUCCACUCUGCCUCCGUACUUUAACAGCCCUGGAUGAGAUGCUGCCUGCCUUUAAAAUGAAGGUGCGUAAGUCAUUUCCCCAACAUAAGGUUCAGGAACAGGAGACACUUUGGAAGACAAGGCAAAUGAUGCAACAGCUGAAAAUUGAGCCAUCCAACAGCAAUUCUGUACCAUCAAAUCACAAUCCCCAUAGAGCAUACCACCCUAUGCCUGCAAUGCCGCCACUGGCACAACAGCCUUUGCAAGGCUCAGCAAUUUGUCUGAAUUUUCCUCAGCAAUCCAUGUCAGAAACUAUGUUCUCCCCCAUUACAGGGAAUGGGCAAACCCCAAUUAUUCAGAUAAACAAUGCAGGAAAUGUACAGAUUGGGAACAAUAACAACAUGAGUGUUCAGGAGAUACCAGGUGCUUUUUAUGGAGAGAAUAACCAGGACUACCACGAGUGUACACAGAGAGAAGAGAAUUUUAACAAUGUUGAAGGGGAGAAUAUUGAAAGUGAAAAUAGAAAUGCAUUUAAUUAAGACAUUGAAUGUUAUUGCCAUGUACAAAUAUGAAUUAAGUUAUCCAAAACCUUGUCAUCCGUAAAACUUUGCAGACAACUCUACAGGAGAAAAUUCAGGAGAAAUUCAAGAGAAAUAUAAUGUUAAAUACUCCAUACGGCGAUGCAGUGGUACAAAAUGCUAGCUACAUUAGGAUGUGCAACAAUCUUUUUACAUUUUUUUUUUUAUUAAUUUUUGCUAAAUUUUUAUUAAGACCGACAGGUGCUAUUCAGAGUGCAAAGUGCUAAUCCUUGACAGACGUACUACUUUACGUCCUGUUUUUGCCUUGAUAAAUCUCUCCCUUCGUUAUCAGUCUUGCUUGAACUAAAAUAUUUAUUUUCACAGUCAAGGUUACUGAACAGUGAAAAGAUGCUGAUAACUGAUAUUUCACAUCCAUGUUUGGGAGGAGGGAGUAUAGUUAGGAGAUGGCAGGAGUUUUUAUACAAGGAGUAGAUAUAUGAAGACUUCUCAAGUGUGUUUUUAGGUUUGUUUUUUUUUGGACUGCAGAGACUAGUAGAGUCAAAUGUGGUGUGGGAGGGUAUGUCAUAAGGAUGGAGAAACUCUGGAAAAGUCCUGCCAGCAGAAAAUAUGGGAUGUGGGUGCAAAAAUUGAAUACUAAAAAGGCGAUGGUGGAGCGAAGAGGCCGGACUUAAAUGAGGCACGAAAACAUUGAACCAAAUCCUAAAUGAAAUAUGAAGCUACUUUAGAGAAGGACAGAGAGGUGUGGAAGUUGGCGGACGUUAGGUAGAUGAGUCUGGCAAAGGUGUUCAUUAUGGACUGUAGAGUGUCAAUCUGGGCACUUUUCAAGCAGAGGGCUAUACUAAUCAAGACAAGCAAUGUGCCUACGGCUUAGAGGUUAAGAUAGCUCUAUUGAUUUAAAAGGAAAAUAGGCACAAAUUAAACCUUAGAGGGAGGAAAGACAAAGAGUUAGGUCUUGGUGAAGUUGAGUUUUAGAAUAAGUCAUCCAGCUGACAGGGAGAAAUAUCAGGUGAGGAGAGGUAGCUCUGGGUAUAAUCAAUGUACAUGUUUUAUUGGUGUUAGUUUUUUUUUUUUUUCAAGGGGCAGAUAGGUACACUUGUAGGUCUCUACAGUACUACAUUAAAGUAACUUUCCAAGCACCAUAAUUAUGACAUCACAUGUAGUGGGUACAGAGACAGGAGUUCCAAGGAGCCCGCAUUGUAAGUAGUCAAAUCAAUUUAGAACGUUUUGACUUAUUACCUGGCACCUCUCCCCACCUCCACUACCUCAGGCAGGGAGCCCAAUCGCUGAGCUAAAUUCAACCGUGCAAGGCUCCGCUCAUUCACAGAGUGUGGCCAGCUGAUGCUUCCAGCCAGUGAGCUAGCCCGAUGAUGAAUGGCUUAAUUCAGGAGGCAAGUACUCAAGAUUUUCAGACUCUCUGCUUGAGGUAGUGAAGGUGGAGAGCGUUUCCCGAUGGAACACAGGUGACAAGUCAAAGCACUCUGGAACAGUUUGACUAUUAACAAUAAGAUGGGUGCCAGUACAUUCCUGGCACCAUAACCACUACAGUGUGCUGCAGGCUUAUGCUGCUUGGGACAUUCCUUGAAUUUAUUAGUAAAAGUUGUGGAAACUGCUUAAAAAGAUGUCAGUUGUCAAUUUUUAAAUAUUGUAGAUUGCCAUAUGGAAGGAAUUACUGUUUGAAAGAUCAAUGGUUCCAUAAUUCGGUAUGCUGGAAAAAGAAAUGUUAUAAUGGUUAUAGAAUCCAAAACUGGUAAACAAGAAUAUAUAUUUGUAGAAUGCACAACACCCCUCCCCGAAUAUUUACUUUUUAUUUUUUAACAUUCUCUGUGUUAACCUCUGGAUAAAUUUUUUUUGUUUUCACAUAAAUUCAAUCUGAGCUCUGCCUUUUUUUAUCUGAACAUUCUAAUCCUGAUAUAGGCUAAUGCAGGAAAGAAACCCCUCUUUGAAUUCAACUACAUGAACUUACUACAUUACAAUACCAGUCAAUUGUAGUUGGACAGUUCUAGACAGGUUCUAGAGUAAAAUUGGAUAUUUACUGGGACACCAUAUGUCCCCACUCGCUAUUACUGCAAAUAUACCCAUAAUGGUAUACCAUUUGGAAAACAUAACAUCUUUAACUACUUCCCGUGGUUGAUGAAUUGAAGUAGUCGUGGUGCCUGGAGUCUGUAUGUGUAGAGUUUGCUAUGAACUGUUGAACACACAAAGUUUAAACAUUCUGCUGCUGAAAGUGUAACUCCACCUCUGGCAGCGUCAUUGGUGUGUCAUCAGCCUGGCUAAUGUCAAUUUAGUGCGACUUUCAUUGCACAGAAUGUCACUCAUUGGCUGAAAAUGGUCAGAUAAUGCAUUUUAACCAAAUGGAGACAGCCGCAAUUUCUGCACCUCUACAGAAGCUGGAUGCGCGUCACCGUACCACCAGGGAGCCUCAGAGCCCAGCGUAGACCCAAGUAAAGGGGGCUAAACCAUUACUAAAUAGUUUGCUCCACUACCUGUGAGCUGUGAGGCCACAGUACUCCUGACAGCAUAACCACUCCAGUAGACUGUAGAGGUUAUGACGCUUGGAGUAAACCUUGAAGACUUGAAAUUGAGAUUUAUUUACUGGGCCUAGCCGCACACAUUUGCAAAUUAUCCCUUUUAUGCUACACCAUUUGCAAAAGUAGGCAACCUGGAAUAUUCCACAUGGGGCAUUUUGAGCCUUUUUACGUGAUCAUGGCCGUUUCACCAUGAGUUUCUACCAGCUUCGGUAGUAAUAAUUUUCCCACUGUGUUUUCCUCACACAAUUUGCAAUAUUCCUAUGGAUUGCACAGACAUGACCAAUGCCUUACUGCCGAAACAUCCCAGUUUUGUAUUCUGCAACAUUAUUCACAAUAUGUACAAACCGUUAUAAAUGCAUAGAUACCG
Molecule: messenger RNA, 4800 nt
Organism: Pelobates fuscus (common spadefoot toad)
Lineage: Eukaryota; Metazoa; Chordata; Amphibia; Anura; Pelobatidae
Product: TIR domain-containing adapter molecule 1-like
Exons: 2
Coding region: 508-1905 (465 amino acids)
Biological process (GO): positive regulation of cytokine production involved in inflammatory response; positive regulation of myeloid dendritic cell cytokine production; positive regulation of canonical NF-kappaB signal transduction
Molecular function (GO): protein kinase binding
Source: RefSeq, a predicted model, not a curated record